Messenger RNA from Manacus vitellinus (golden-collared manakin), 4681 nucleotides. RefSeq names its product interleukin 1 receptor accessory protein like 2 (gene IL1RAPL2). The coding region runs from base 86 to 2146 and encodes 686 amino acids. NCBI's taxonomy places the organism in Eukaryota, Metazoa, Chordata, Aves, Passeriformes, Pipridae. The record is from RefSeq and is a predicted model, not a curated record. Gene Ontology annotation, biological process: signal transduction. The transcript has 11 exons.
GCUGGCCAGCCCUGAGGAGGACAUGGUGUCUGAAAGGCUUUGCUCGUGCCAGACCCGAGGCAGGAGCUGACACGGAAAGUGAAAGAUGAAGCCUCUUGUUCUCUUGGUUCUUGUGAUCUGUACUGUAGUCAGCAUGAAUUUGAAGCUCGUGUCAAAGAGAAAUUCUGUUGAUGGUUGCAUUGACUGGUCAGUGGAUCUCAAGACAUACAUGGCUUUGGCAGGUGAACCAGUCCGAGUGAAAUGUGCCCUUUUCUACAGCUAUAUCAGAACUAAUUAUAGCAUGGCCCAAAGCACAGGUCUUAGGCUUAUGUGGUACAAAAACAAAGGAGAUUUAGAAGAACCCAUUAUAUUUUCCGAAGUUAGGAUGAGCAAGGAUGAAGAUUCCAUAUGGUUUCACUCGGUUGAGUUGCAAGACAGUGGUUUCUACACAUGUGUUCUAAGAAACUCAACAUAUUGCAUGAAGGUGUCCAUGUCCUUGACGGUAGCUGAGAAUGAAUCUGGGCUUUGCUACAACAGCAAGAUCAGAUAUCUGGAAAAAUCAGAAGUCACUAAGAGAAAGACAAUCUCCUGUCCUGACAUUGAGGAUUACAAAACAGCCGGUCAAGAGCCAGAUGUGGUGUGGUACAAGGAAUGUAAGCCAAAAAUGUGGAGAAGCGUUGUAAUUCAGAAAGGAAAUACUCUCUUAAUUCAAGAGGUCCAGGAAGAAGAUGGAGGAAAUUACACCUGUGAACUAAAGUUUGAAGGCAAGCUUAUACGAAGGACGGUUGAAUUGAAGGUUACUGCUUUACUCACAGACAAACCUCCAAAGCCAUUGUUCCCCAUGGAGAACCAGCCAACUGUUAUAGAUGUCCAGCUGGGAAACCCACUGACUGUGGCCUGCAAAGCUUUCUUUGGAUUCAGUGGAGAAUCAGGCCCCAUGAUCUACUGGAUGAAAGGGGAGAAAUUCAUAGAAGAAUUAGAAGGUCACAUUAGAGAAGGAGAAGUCAGACUCCUCAGAGAACACCUUGGAGAAAAAGAAGUUGAGUUGACAUUGAUCUUUGAUGCUGUAGGGGAGGCAGACCUGGCUAACUACACGUGUCACGUGGAAAACAGAAAUGGACGGAAACACGCCAGUGUCCUUCUGCGCAAGAAAGAUUUGAUCUACAAAAUAGAGCUUGCUGGAGGACUGGGAGCCAUCCUUCUUCUGCUUAUUUUGCUCGUGACCAUCUAUAAGUGCUACAACAUAGAGUUAAUGCUGUUCUACAGACAGAACUUUGGAGGAGAUGAAGCAGCUGAUGACAACAAGGAAUAUGAUGCAUAUCUUUCAUACACCAAAGUGGAUCCCGAUGCGUUAGAUCGUGACACUAAUGAAGAGGAGCAGUUUGCACUUGAAAUUCUGCCAGAUGUUCUGGAAAAGCACUAUGGAUACAAACUCUUCAUUCCGGAUAGGGACCUGAUCCCUAGUGGAACCUACAUUGAAGAUCUCACAAGAUGUGUUGAGCAAAGCAGAAGACUCAUUAUCGUGUUAACUCCAGACUAUGUUCUCAGGAGAGGAUGGAGUAUUUUUGAGAUGGAAAACAGACUCCAUAACAUGCUAGUCAGUGGCGAAAUCAAAGUUAUUUUGAUUGAGUGUACUGAAUUAAAAGGGAAAGUGAAUUAUCAUGAAGUGGAAUCUUUAAAGCACACCAUCAAACUUCUCUCGGUGGUCAAGUGGAAAGGACCAAAAAGCAGCAAACUGAAUUCUAAGUUUUGGAAGCGCCUAGUCUUUGAAAUGCCAGGGAAGAAAAAGGAGGUGGUGUCACGGCAUCAGGUCCUGGAUUCUGCAGAGCAGGGCCUUUUUGGAGACCUUCAGACUAUCCCCUCUGUUGCUGUCACAGGCACUUCUGCCACGUUGGUGGAAUCACGGGCUGAUUUAACUGACUACCACCAAGCAGACUCUGUGCACAUGAGACAUUACUGCCGAGGAUACGAGUACGACGUGUCAGCAGCGACACUGCCAAUCGCUUCCAUAAGCAACCACCACACGUACUGUAACAUUCCUCUGACACUCCUGAACGGACAGCUACCUCUCAACAACACCGUGAAGGACCCCCAGGAGUUUCACAGGAACAACCCACUGCUACCUUUAUCAGCCAAGGAGCUUAGCUUCACCAGUGAUAUCUGGUAGUGGACAUCAGGACUCUUUCGAGAUGCUUCAUGACCGCCAUGAAGACACAUUUUUAAAGAACUUUGCCCUAACCCCAUGGGGUGAGAAAACAUAUUCGAAGCAGCAGCACACUUGUUUGCUUUUCUACUUGAACUUUUUUGUUUACAUUUACAAAUUGUUGACAAAGGGGGCAUUCUUUUUGUAACUCAGUAAUGUCCUUCCUGUCUUUUAAUGUACAGUUUUAUUGCUUCUUUAGAAAGGAGGGGGGAGAGAAAAAACGCACCCCAUCAUUUUACAGUAGGUUUACAAUCUGGGAUGGGUAAAAGGUCACUGUAUAUGGUCUCCAACAUCCAUACAUAUUUAAGUAACAGUAUUUGAAAUACACAGAAGUUGUCGGGUUUUUCAUAUGGACUACAGUACACUUUGAAAUUCUAAUCAUGCUACAAAAAAUUAUUAUCUCCUGCACAGACCACAAGGGGUGAAUCAUCCUGAAAAGGAAGGAGGAGGAAACCUUCCCGGUAACAUUGUCUCACAAAUACUUUUUAGUAAGAUGACCAGCUGAAACAAUGCAGAUGAAGCUUUAUCAAUAAAGUGCAUAGUAACAGUUACUGCAGAAUAAAUCACCUGCUCCCAUCAGCAUCUCUUCAUUUUAUUAUUGAGGCAUGUUGUAUUCCUAGUCAAUGGUUAGCAAUGUGGUUUUACUAAACAACUUACUAGAAUAUCGGAAGAUGUUUAGGAGGAUUUUAAACAUUUUUUUCUGUCAAUUAUAGAUUAUUUCACAACUUUUUGCAGAUUUAUAAUGACUUUUUCCAAACAAUUUAAGUAGAAAUUUAUCUGUCUAUUGGUCUAUUCAUUAAUUUGAAAUUUCUUAUGAUCUCGAGCCCCAUUAAGAUUUGUAGAAAAGGCAAUGUAAUUUUACAUAGGAUUUUUUUUCCAAAAUCAGUAGUUACAAUUUGAAAUUAACCUUUUUGUGAGAACAUCAGCAAUAGAAAAUAAUUACUACAGCAAUAUUCAGAGAUGAAGUGCUAAAUUAUUCAGGUUUACUGGUAAAUCUGACUUCAGUUGCAGUGAUAAUCACCUGAGACAGUUUUCUCUCUUGUCUAUCUACCUGUCAGUUUAUGUAACUUUUAAAUAUGGCAAAAGCAGGAAUAUUUCUGCUGUCUGUGCAACUAGUGAAAAGUGAUGUUUUUAAGCAGCUGUUAAGGUCUUGCAUUUCUCACUUAUGUGAGUGAUCCCAUCAGUCAAAUAGGAUACUGUCAUUUAUCUUUCAUGUAAGGCAUUCCUGCUGCUGAUGGAUGAGAAGUGUUAUACAGGUACUCUGCAUCAGGCAUUGCUGCUCAGUGAGUACCAGUGAGAUUUCCAUACUCAGUUGAUUAAGAGUUGCAGAGUGGAGUAUUUAAGGAAAAAAGCCCUAAAUAAUGAAGGCAGAAGCCAGUUUUGCAGGUUUUGGCACAGCUCUAAUGAAAACACAGUAGACAUGAAAGUUUUGUCUCAAUGAGAUCUGCUGGAGCAAAUUCCCAAAAAUCUUUUUAGGCAGGCAGCCUUGCCUGUGUUUCAGCAUUGUUCUUUAGCAUUGUUCUCUUUGAUUGCAUGAAUUAAAGUUAGCACUCUGCACUCAGCUGCCUGUGGUUUCAUCAGCAAACAAGUUCAGUAAAUCCUUGACAUUUUGCAGUGGUUCCUAAAUUGUACCCUACAGUCAAAUGGAAACAAACACUGACCUAAGACUUAAAAGUCAAAGAAUUGGCCCAAAGGCCAUGAGAAUGAUCUCAAAUGUGCAAUAAUUCAUAGAGGUCAGUAUUUUUCCAUUGCUUCUUUCCCCAGUUCUUUAUUCUGUGCCCUCCUACACCAGUUAUAGUCUGUAAGAUUUUCAUUAGGUUCUAAAUAAUAAUGUUUCUCUUGUUUUUUCUAGCAUUAUUAUGCAUUUGACACUAACACUGAAAAUGGAAAUCUAGAAAAGAUAUUAAUUUAUUACACAGUAUAGAAACUAUAACUUGCUCUUUUGUGAAGUUAAGUUCCAAACAUAUAGGUGUUUAAUAGAUGUAUUUUUCUACUGAGAAAGAAAGCGAUUUUACCUCCAUUAUAAAUAUAUGGAUUUCAACCUCCUCCCAAAAAUUUACAAAAUUUGCACUGUUUUAUAAGUGUUACAGACUGUGUUUACACUGGCUAUGUUCUUUAAUGCAAAGUGUAAUUAAAAAAAAAAAAAAAGGAAAAAAAUUCCUAAAAGCAAACCCUGCAUGAAAAGAGCUGCAUAUGUUUAAAUGAAAAGCUGUACUUUUCAUUAUUUUCCUUCCCACAUUACUCUAGAAUCUGGUUAAUUCACAUAGAAUGUUCAGUGAGAUUUUAAAUCCGCUAGUUCUGUAUUAAGCAUGCAAACUCCAAAAAAAAAAAAAAAAGAAAAGAAAAAACAUAUGCAGGUUGGUCUGCUUCUUUUAUUUACAAGGACUAAAUAUGGGUAACAAAUUCAUUCACCCAAUGGUAAUAUGUCUCUUAGAGCAGUAGUUAUUCCAAAGCAAAAUGCAGUCAUGUUUGCAUUGAGGAAACAUGAAAAGAACAGUU